Messenger RNA from Varanus komodoensis (Komodo dragon), 2296 nucleotides. RefSeq names its product growth hormone inducible transmembrane protein (gene GHITM). The coding region runs from base 93 to 1142 and encodes 349 amino acids. Gene Ontology annotation, cellular component: mitochondrial inner membrane. The transcript is spliced from 9 exons. Lineage: Eukaryota; Metazoa; Chordata; Lepidosauria; Squamata; Varanidae. The record is from RefSeq and is a predicted model, not a curated record.
CAGCGGGCUUUGCGUUGGCAAGUACGCCACUGACGCGGGGCCGGCGGCUGGGAGGCAGGAAUAGCCAUUGACGUUGACGUGACAGUGCAGUCAUGUUGGCAGCAAGGCUGGUGUGCCUUCGGGCUCUCCCGUGCAGGAGUCUGCGCCCUGCACUCACUCAGACAUCUCCUGCGUUGCGGAAUUCUGCUCUGAAGACGAAGCAGUGGCUUUUGCAACCGUAUCAGGGGUAUGCCACCAAAACUAGGAUGGCUGUUCGCCGGGGAAGAACUGGUCAAGAAAUUAAGGAAGCUGCUUUUGAACCAGCGAUGGAGAGAGCUUUUAAAAUUGAUCGGCUGGGAAGAUGGUUUGUUGCUGGAGGUGCUGUCGUCGGUCUUGGAGCUGUCUGUUACUAUGGACUGGGGAUGUCCAAUGAGAUUGGAGCCAUUGAAAAAGCUGCUAUCUGGCCACAGUACGUGAAAGACAGAAUCCGGUCCACCUACAUGUAUUUUGCCGGAAGUGUUGGCUUGACAGCUUUGUCUGCUGUACUCGUCAGUAGAUCUCCUGCUCUGAUGGGUAUGAUGAUGAAGGGCUCUUGGCUGGCGAUAGGUGCAACCUUUGCAGCAAUGAUUGGUGCCGGAAUGUUAGUUAGAUCUAUAGAUUAUGAACAUAGCCCUGUCCCUAAACACCUGGCUUGGAUGCUGCAUGCAGGUGUAAUGGGUGCUGUGGUGGCUCCUCUCACUCUUCUGGGCGGCCCUCUGCUCAUCCGAGCGGCUUGGUACACAGCAGGGAUUGUAGGUGGGCUCUCCACUGUGGCCAUGUGCGCACCAAGCGAGAAAUUUCUGAACAUGGGGGCCCCUCUGGGAGUCGGCUUUGGCCUUGUGCUUGCUUCUUCCGUUGGAUCCAUGUUCUUCCCUCCAACAUCUGCAUUUGGCGCUGGCCUCUAUUCUGUGGCCGUUUAUGGGGGCUUGGUCCUUUUUAGUUUGUUCCUGCUCUAUGAUACUCAGAAAGUGGUAAAACGUGCAGAGACUCAACCGCUGUAUGGUGUAGGUCUCCAGAAGUAUGAUCCCAUCAAUUCGUGUAUGGGUAUUUACAUGGACACGCUCAACAUCUUUAUCAGAGUGGCCACUAUGCUUGCGACUGGCGGCGGCGGCAGGAAGAAGUAGAGAGCCACUUCCUUUGGCAGACCAUACUGGCAGGUCAUCAGGCACUUUGGCUUGUCUGCUUAGUGCAUAAUACCUAAUAAAAUUUCCAUUGUGUACAAGCAGCUUUCAUGUAGAAGCCGGACAUUCUAAGCACUUCGACAUGACCUUUAAGGUGUUUUCAGUGUAAUGUGACUUGGCUCAUUUUCCUGUUUAACUUUUAAACAGUUGAGUGGAAACUAGAUUGCUGCAUACCACAUUCAGUCAUCUCCUCUCUAAUUGGGGGUGAAUGGCAGAGAAGUUAAUUUCAAUAUAUGUAUAUUUGUUGCAGGUAUCAGUUCAGUUCCUUCCUUUGAAAAGGUGAAGCUCUAUGCUAUGCUGUAAUCUCCCUUCAUAUAUAGGAAUAGCCCAGGAGAACCCCAUUUAAGCCUUUUUGGAAGGCACUGGAAACAGAUAUGUUCUCAAACUAUUUAUAGCCGAUUAACUGUGCUGAAAUGCAUAAUAUAUUGAUAACAGCUGAGUGUAGCCACCACCUACUUGUGACUUGUGAUACCUAAUUUUUAAAAGGAUAAUUAUUAGGAUUCUCCUUGCACAUCAGCAGAAAAUUGGGGAACUACUAACUAGUAUUUGUUCUGCUGUUACACAACUACCAUCAAGCCUGUAACUUCUCUUUGAAAAGAAAAAUAGUUAAGGCAAGGUGAAUAAGGCAUGGUAAAGGCAGUCUCUUGAAUGGGCACCAGUUGGGAAUUUCAGACUCCUUUAAAACUCAAGCUGGGAAGCAAAUUUCAUUUUAGAACGUUUUCUUCUCUACUCCCAACUCAAAAUCCCAUUAACUUCACUGUCAUAAGUUUCUUUUGAUUUUAUCCCAAGAUGCAAGUGAGGGGCUUCUUUCCUGAGCAACUGAGCAAUGAGUUCUAAAAGACAUUCAAGUGGGGUGUCCCUUUAAUUCAACAACCACAUUUUUUGCAACUAAGAUUUGUAUAAGCUGGCAGAACAGAUGUAUGAAAAUUUAUCAGGUAGAAUAAAAGCUAUUUUGGAAAGUGCUGUAGCCUCGUAAUUUCUUUAACACUCAUCUAUUGAACCAUUGUUAUGCAACAGUUCAAUGACUUUAUUCUCCUUCUACCAUGCCAAUAUAUGCUUGUACCAGUUUCGGAAACAAUAAAAGUCCUAGCCCAGCA